Messenger RNA from Gordionus sp. m RMFG-2023, 1800 nucleotides. RefSeq lists its product as uncharacterized. The transcript has 4 exons. The record is from RefSeq and is a predicted model, not a curated record. Gene Ontology annotation, molecular function: hydrolase activity, hydrolyzing O-glycosyl compounds. NCBI's taxonomy places the organism in Eukaryota, Metazoa, Nematomorpha, Gordioida, Chordodea, Parachordodidae. Bases 251 to 1789 code for a protein of 512 amino acids.
UAUUACACAAACAAUUUCAAGGAUUAUACAUAGGUUUGGAUUAACUUAUAUAAAAAAAUGGAAAUUUGAAUUAUGGAAUGAGCCAGAUCAUUCAGAAUAUAAUAUACUAAAUUUUACCAUUAAUAGCUAUCUUCAUUAUGUUGAUCUAUGUAUUUAUAGUUUGAGACAGUUUAGAGAAUAUAAUUUAGAGCUAGGAGGACCUGCAACAUCAUGUCAUUUACCCCCUAAAUCGCCAUUAUGUUGGGCAUUUAUGGACCAUAUUUAUUCCUUCAAUAAAUCUGACAACUUUAUACAUUUUAUCUCUAUUCAUAAAAAAGGGCUGAAUUUAUCAAUAUCAAGCAUAAUAAUGGAAGAGAUGGAUUUUAUAAAUUAUCGCCAAAUCCAUUAUCCAAAACUAUCGCUACCUCUUUAUAAUGAUGAAGGAGAUCUUUUAAUUGGAUGGUGGAGACCACAAAUAUGGAGGGCUACUUGUUAUUAUGCUUACACAAUGGCUAAAAUCAUCCACGAUCAUAUAAUCGCGAUUAUAGAAUCCAAAUUAAAUGGAGGACCAUUCAAAAAUUUUUUACUAUUGAGUAAUGAUAACGCUUUCUUGAAUCAGCCUCCAUUUUAUUUCGAACAAAGAACUCUCUUAGCUGGAUUUAUAGCCCAAUAUCAGAUUUCUCGCAAUAAUAUAUCGAUGCCAGUUUUCAUUAAGAAACCAGUUUACGGAGCAUUUUGUUUGUUAUCUUAUUUGGGUAAUACUAUAUUCUUUAGUCCACCCAUAUCAGAAAGUGCAAAUAGCGCUUUCUCAUUAAAUCAUGGAUGGGACGCAAUAUCUCACGGCAUACAUCUGAAUGAAGUUGAAAUGAUCAAUUAUAAUUAUUCCUUUAAAAAACAUGCUACGAGGUUAGAUGAAAAGGAUGAUUUUUUUAUUCUCCCAACAAUAUCAGUUUACCUUGUUUCUGAUGAAUCUAAUCAAUCACAAAAUAUCUUAUUUCAAAUUGCCUUGUUAUACGGUUGUUUAAAACAUGACGUUAUCAACGUUUACCUUCAAAAUGAACCUUUUCAUAUUUUGUCCACUAUUCUCACAAAUGCAUUGAGUUACACACCUUCAAAUAAAUUACCAUUCAUUAGAGAGUAUAUACUACCACAAGUAAAACUCGUUUUAUAUGUUUCUCUAGCCAUUUAUGUAGUGAAUGAUAAUUUAACUAACCCUUAUUCAACCUGGAUGCAAAUGCAGAGACCAACUGUACUUAGUCAUGAGCAAAUCACGGAAUUAAGAAAAGUGGAAGGUCAUCGGAGGAUAAAACUGGUUACAAAAAAAGUAUCCUUAUCUAAAUUAUUGUUACAAGAAAAUAAUUAUAUAGAGAUUUCUUCUUCAAUUUUUCGUUAUAUAUUUAAAAAUCUAACCAUAACAGAAGGAUAUUCUUGCCCUGGUCUAGUUCUUUAUCAUGUUUGCUUUUAUAAUCCGUUAUUUAGGAGAAUCAAUACAAUUGUUCCGUUCAACAUUUUCAUUCAACCUAUAUUAUCGCUCUUUUUCCUUCUUAAAUGGGAUCUUUUGAUAUACGAUAACGAGGAUAAAAAUAAAAUUGCGUGUUUAAAAACUUUCGAAAUACACUAUUCAUUUAUGAAGGGCCAUAAUAAAUCAUGGACAGUUUAUGAAGUUAAAAACGAUAUUCUAAUUAAUUCUUUGGAGCUCGAUUUUUCUGAGUACGAAAAUGUUGACUUCAUUUUUGUCAAGAUAAGGAUAAUCGACCACUGGAAUAAAAGAGGUCCAUUUAGUAAAAUAUACUUUUGGUAUAGAUCAUAGAAAUUAAGCUA